GAUGAAAGCAACGAUGGGUGCUCGUGUUCGACCUGGAACUGCUAUGCUUGAUGGCAUUACUUCCGCCUCCAAUGAUGCCAUUCCAGGGCUUCUUCGAAGGGCCAGGUCUUCAAAUUCCAUUGCCAGGCCCUUGUCGGGCGAUGUGCUGAGGGCCUUUGAUACCUACAACAAUGACCUGGCUGCUGUGGCCGAAGGCGAUCAAUUUGCUUCCCAGUUGAGAGUAUCUGCUGUAAUUCUUUACGGUGAUCAUUUCUCUAAUGCAUCUUACCUGCCCGCAGUUGCUCCGCCUGCCGGUUCUGCACGUCGCCGGGCUCCUUCCACACGUGGGCCUGCCAAAAGCACAGCCAGCUCUGUGGUGAGCAAGAAGAGUCUCAUCCAGGAGAGUUUCAGGACUGAGGAGGAGAAGCACAAGAAGUUCAGUGAUGCUGUCAAGAAGGAGAUCUCGAACCUCACCUCAAUCCUCAUGGACCUGAACUCGGACAAUGAGAGGUUGCAAAAGAUUAAGUCGGGCGCAGCUUUGGACAAGCUUUGUGUCAAGAUCAGCGAUGAGAUCGAGAAUCUGAAGUUGACGCGUGGCCAAGCCAAGGGUCUCCUGACAGAGUUGCGCAAGCGCGCGAUCCUUCGACGCUGGAUGAAAGCCUUGAUCAGCUGCUGCUUGGAAGAUAGCCUGGGUGAAACCUAUGGUUCAGGGCUGCUCUCUGGCUUUUCCUCCCGACCACUGCGUGAAGAUGAGUUUCAUGGUCGUGUUCGAAAGGCUGGAUUGGCACUACAAACAGAGGUGACAUUUGUGGCCACGCCUGUUAUCCAAGGGGAUGAGGAGGCUUCUGCGUUGAUCACAGAAGGCUUCCUUGAGACGAUGUAUCCAUCACCUGCGGCGUUGGAGACAUAUUGGGCUAGGCUGCUACCUGACUUCGAGGAUCACUGGCUACGCCGCUGUCCCGAGCGAUGGUCUACUAGCAUACCCAUAGUGAUUUGGGGUGACGAGGGGUACAUGAUCUACUCAUUGUUGGCCAGUCGUUAUUACAUCCGGGACCACAUCAAUGAAAGUUUGAACCAGCUCAACAUUGCCGUGGUAAAUGACCUGAACAACCUCAUGUCCUCUGGAAUUGCCGCAAGCAGUGGGGUGUGCUUCAAAUGCUUGGCAAGCCGUGGCAACCACUGCUUCUCCCUUGUCUAUACAGAUGUCACAGAGUCUGCGGGCUGGCGGGAAACGAUUGGGGUUCUGGAUCCGUGGGUAUUUCCUUCAGCUUUCUGCAAGCUGCGCGGCUUCGAUCAGAAAAUGGUACAGAUUGAUUUCAUGCAUACAUUCCAGUUGGGUGUAUGUCAAGAUCUCAUUGGCUCCAUUAUCAAAAUUCUCUGCCGAACACGUGGCAUGUUUCCUGGGCACACAAUUGCGCUACGUUUGAACCAACUGUUUGCAGAGAUCAAGGCCUGGGCUAGAGAAAACGGACAACAGAUUAGCCUCAAGCGGCUACGAAAGAAGACCCUCUCUUGGUCAAAGGGCUGUCCAGUGUUCAAAUCAAAAGCCGCAGAUUCAACAGUAUUCCUACGAUUCUUGAGCGAGAAGCUUCAACGCGAACCACCUGCCCCUGGAAGCCCAUACCCUGGUCUAGUGGCCGCGGCUUGGGCAGCCGAUCAGCUGUCUGGAUGUUUGAUGAGAGCUGAUACCUUCCUCACUGCGGAUGAAAAACAUCACACAACAGUCAUUGCCAACGUGUUCCUCACCACUUAUGCGGGUCUUGCUUCCGAAGCUGUCGAACGGGGCGAGUAUUAUUUUAAGAUGCGGCCGAAGUUUCACUACCUACAACACAUGCUGGAAGAUGACAGAUGCUUCGCAAAGUUAGCCACAGAACCGCAGAACGCCAGUUGCUACGUCGCAACGCUGAAGCUGUUA
Symbiodinium pilosum is the source of this 1894-nucleotide messenger RNA. The record is from the annotation of a GenBank genome assembly. NCBI's taxonomy places the organism in Eukaryota, Dinophyceae, Suessiales, Symbiodiniaceae.